Molecule: messenger RNA, 1827 nt
Organism: Anthostomella pinea
Lineage: Eukaryota; Fungi; Ascomycota; Sordariomycetes; Xylariales; Xylariaceae
Source: the annotation of a GenBank genome assembly
AUGAAUCAGUCAGGCCAGUACGGGACCACUCCGAGACGGUCCAACAACUACGGCUCGCAGCACGACGAACUCCAUAUCUCUCCCACCAUGAGCCACCCCGGCCAGAUGUCCCCGCGAGACUUCACCAACUCCGCCGGCCCACAGAUCAAGCUCGAACAGCCCUCCUCGCAGCCCGUCAACCCCCAGUACCAGAACUCGGGAGUGCCCAACGUCCUCCAGCCCGGGGGACUGGCCGCAUCUCGUCCAUCCGCCAUGAGCGCCAACACCGCUCCAGCCCUGCCGACCAUGUCAGGUGCCAUACAGCACUCCCCCAGCCAAUACGCCUCGCCCUCGAAACCACCAUCACUAAGCCUUUCGUCGCAUGGCUAUUCGAGAUCCAGCCCCGCAGCUCCCUACGAUGCAUCCUCUGGCUACGCGCCCUAUACCCCCACCACGCCUGGAGGCUCAGCUGGCGGUCAGUCUCAGUACAUGUCGCCGCAAGACAUCAAGUAUGGCGCUCCCGGCUCCCAAAGAAACAUCUCCAACACGCCUCUCGGUCUUGCCGAUAUCAGACCACGAGCCGACUCCAGCUUAUCUGACGGACAUCCUGGCACCCACGGAUAUGAGCUCGCCAACCCUCAGUCGUCCACGAGCAACUACAUGGCACCGUGGGCCCUCUACGCAUUCGACUGGUGCAAGUGGGCUCCUCAAGGCAAGAGUGCUGGCAAAUUGGCAGUCGGUAGCUACCUCGAAGAUGGGCACAACUUUAUUCAAAUCCUCGAUACCCAACUCGUUGAUACCCCUUCUGAUGUUUACACCCCUGGUUCGUCCAAAUAUAGUAUGGAAUUCACCAAGGUCGCAGAGGCAACCCACUCGUACCCGGUCACUCGCCUGUUAUGGGAACCUCCUUCCUCGCAGAAGCAGAGCACCGACUUAUUAGCAACGUCGGGCGAUCAUCUGAGGCUAUGGUCUCUUCCAGCGGAUGCCCAGCACAUACACUCGAACUCGAUAAAUAAAUCUGCCAUGGGUACACCCAUCACCAAGCUAACUCCGUUGGCCCUUCUCUCCAACUCCAAGACGCCCGACCACACGGCGCCCCUCACCUCGCUAGACUGGAAUACGGUUUCUCCAAGCUUGAUCAUCACCUCCAGCAUCGAUACGACCUGCACCAUCUGGGAUAUCCCUUCUUUGACCGCCAAGACGCAGUUGAUCGCACACGACAAGGAAGUCUACGACGUUCGUUUCUGUGCCAAUAGUGUGGACGUGUUUGUCAGCUGUGGGCAGGAUGGAAGUGUACGGAUGUUUGACCUUCGCAGUCUAGAACACAGCACGAUCAUCUACGAACCAACUGCCAAGGACGACCGAGACGCGAAUGGCGGCAGGAUCAGUCCAACGCUGGCCCAACAGACCAUGACGAAUGCACCGCCCCUGAUGCGGUUAGCAACAUCGCCUCAUGAUACUCAUCUUCUAGCGACGUUUGCCCAGGACUCCAACGUCAUCCGCAUUCUCGAUGUGCGGCAACCUGGGCAAGCUUUGUUGGAGCUGCGAGGCCACGGGGGAUCCCUCAACUCUGUAGAAUGGUCGCCAAACCGGAGGGGACUGCUUGCCUCGGGCGGAGAUGACAGUCAAGUUCUCCUGUGGGAUCUCAUGAACAGCACACCAGCCACGGGGCCAUCUUCCAACGGCGGUGCUGGUUCGACUGACAAACACCUCACUCCCGUUGCCAGCUGGUAUUGCGACUACGAAGUUGGCAAUUUGAGUUGGGCUCCUCCCCUUCCCAACAGCGAUGGCACUGGAGACUGGCUUGGCGUUAGCGGCGGAAGAGGCGUCUGGGGCGUGAGGAUAUGA